AAAAAAAAGAAAAAGAGAAAAGAAAAGAAACUGGAGAGUUCAUUCCCUCACCCUCUCUCCAUCUCCCACGAUCCCACAUGUCCUCAACUCACGAACUUCAAAGUGAAAAAAGCCAUUCAGCCGGCGGCAUUUACCCAGAUGGCGCUCCCCACCCGCGCCCCACCGGGCGACUGGGGGAAGGGAAAAGGGAAAAGAGCAGCGCGAAGAAAAAGGGGAUUUCACAUGUCAGCCCGUCGCAUUCGCUUAUCAGAUGGGGCUAAGCGGGUGGAAAUUUUCCUUUUCUCUUUUGCCUUUUAUCUCUUUUGCGCCUGGAGCAGUUCGUCGUGUGUGCCGGGGAUAUCUGGAGCCAUCUGGAUAGUCGGGGAGUUGGCGCCCCACGGAAGGGCCGAUGUCCGAUGCUACAGCUGGAAUGGAAUGAUGGGGUUCAGAUCAGAUCAUAGGUACGGAGUAACUACUUAAUUCCCUAUCGGGAGCCCCCGGAAACCUUCUCAUGUCUUGUUGUGUGUGUGUGCUUACAUACGCCGUGGGCGAGACGAGCCGUGUCUUGGACCCCCGCAACUCAAACUCAUGUCUCAGCGUCUCCUGCGGAUAGCGACCUACG
This is a messenger RNA of Amorphotheca resinae ATCC 22711, 601 nucleotides long. RefSeq lists its product as hypothetical. The coding region runs from base 139 to 459 and encodes 106 amino acids. The transcript is spliced from 2 exons. The record is from RefSeq and is a predicted model, not a curated record. Lineage: Eukaryota; Fungi; Ascomycota; Leotiomycetes; Helotiales; Amorphothecaceae.